Molecule: messenger RNA, 2889 nt
Organism: Sclerotinia trifoliorum
Lineage: Eukaryota; Fungi; Ascomycota; Leotiomycetes; Helotiales; Sclerotiniaceae
Source: the annotation of a GenBank genome assembly
UCAAUAUUCCUCAAACGUCGGUACUAUCGAGCUGUACACUUUGCGGCCCUUCUCUUCUUGGCUAGGAGAAUUUUCCUGGUCUUGAUUUGACACCAUUCCAAGGGAUGAAGUCGUUUGGAUCGUCCCGUCGGUCUUUAAGCGGCGACCGAACUGCCGGCACUUAAUCGGUAGAGACAAAUUGGGGAGCACAGACAGGCAGAUCCUUGUGUCAAGGUUUUUUCGGCAGUAUUAUUUUGUUGUCAAUGUGGCUUUGCGGAUAUCACAAUCAAGUGAUUGACGUGAUAUCGUGGAUCAUGAUUCUUAUCUCAUGCAGGAACCACAAAUUUGAUGGACAAACAUAGUUACUUUUUCAACGGUCGGGUUUUCAGGGUUUUGUUAUGUGGGCAGGAUGAUUUAGCUGGGUGGAAGAACCACAGCAGUGAGACAAAAUUAAGGCCUAUCUCUGCCGGUAUGUCCACUUUGAUACUCUAAUUCGGAUUAUACCUUCACAGAGAGCUCUAGAUAAGCUCUUGACUAUGUAAUCGAUCUGAGAGGAAUCAUUAUAUAAGUUCAGGUAGGAUCUCAUGCAAUCUAUCCUACUCAUCACCACUACAUUCUUUCCUCUUUCAAUCCUUUGCUUUUCUACUGCCUUCAUCAAUGAUGAAUCGUUUACUUCCUGCUGUUGCUUUAGCAUCCUUGGCUGUUGCCAGUCCCGAGCUUAGUCUAACUUAUGAUUAUGUUAUCGUAGGUGGUGGAACAAGUGGGCUAGUCAUUGCAAACCGAUUAUCCGAGUUGAAUGUCACUGUCGCCGUGAUUGAAGCAGGUGAUUCGGGCUAUAACAAUGUCAAUAUAACCAACCCGGCCGGUUAUGGAUUGGCUUUCGGCACCAACAUCGACUGGGCAUACCAAACAGUCAACCAAAAGUAUGCAGGGAACGCUACACAGACUUUACGCGCCGGGAAAGUCAUAGGGGGUACUAGCACGAUCAAUGGUAUGUUCUGUUUAUCUUAAAAUCUCGCAUUCAAUGUCUAACAUGAUCAGGGAUGGCAUAUACCCGAGCUGAGGAUGUUCAGAUUGAUGCUUGGGAAGCCCUGGGAAAUCAUGGAUGGAAUUGGGAGAAUCUAUUCCCAUACUACAAGAAGUCUCAGAGAAUUGAACCUCCGACUGCUGCUCAAGCUGAAUCCGGUGCUACAUACGAUCGUUGGGCAAAUGGAGUCGAUGGGCAAUUAAAGGUUGGCUGGCUCAACAACUUGGCCAAUGAUGACUUUCACAUAACUCUGAACGAUACCUACGCUUCUCUCGGUGUUUUUGCGAAUGAGGAUGUCAACACUGGUAGAAUGGUUGGUCAUAAUCGCUACCCAGCUACCUACGACAGCACCUUGAAUGUUCGUCAUGAUGCCGGACGAGCAUACUAUUAUCCAAUUGCAAACCGCACCAACCUUCAUCUUUACCCAAAUACCAUGGCUCAACGACUUACUUGGAAAUCUGGUGCUGAUAUCCCCACUGCAAAUGGAGUUAAGGUUCUUUCCAACAACUCAAGCAUCCCAUACACCAUUUCUGCAAAUUCAGAAGUGAUUCUUUCAGCUGGAGCUCUGGCGUCCCCUCUACUUCUUGAACUUUCUGGCAUCGGAAAUCCUUCCAUCUUAAACAAGUACAACAUUUCAGUCGUGGUUGAUCUUCCAACUGUUGGAGAAAAUCUUCAGGAUCAGACGAACAAUGGCCUUGCAUACACGGUUUCAGAGGACGCCUCCUUCUCUGAGGUUGGUACCUUGGUCGCAUAUCCUUCAGCAGCGCAAGUCUUUGGUUCUGAGAUCCAAAAUAUCUCCACUCAUGUUCUUGAUUCUCUUCCUUCAUAUGCCGCACAAGUCUCGGCUGCGUCUGGGAAUAUCACAAAAGCCGCUCAUUUGUUAGAAUUCUUCAAAAUCCAACAUGACCUCAUUUUUUCAAAAACCCAUCCGAUUCCCAUGGCUGAAAUCCUCGUCAGGCCAUCCGCAACAGGUUUCGCAUCAGAGUAUUGGGCUCUAUUACCAUUUGCAAGAGGAAAUAUCCACAUCACUUCUUCGAUACCAGGCACCCCCGCGGCAAUCAAUCCAAAUUAUUACAUGCUUGACUGGGAUAUCACAUCGCAAGUCACCACUGCCAAGUUCAUCCGUUCCGUCUACGCUACCUCACCAUUGUCCAGUCUGGUUGGCUCAGAAACUAACCCAGGCUUGGAGACAGUAUCAGCAAACGCCACCGAGGCGGAAUGGUCUGAAUGGAUUAAAGCUGGCUAUCGUUCCAACUUCCACCCAGUAUCAACCGCUGCUAUGAUGCCAAGAGAGGUUGGCGGAGUAGUAGAUUCAAGAUUGAAGGUCUAUGGGACGUCGAAUGUGAGAGUUGUGGAUGCCAGUAUAUUGCCUAUGCAGGUCUGUGGACAUUUAGUCAGUACUUUGUACGCUGUAGCGGAGAGAGCGGCAGAUUUGAUUAAGGAGGACAUUUAAAUGGUGUCGAUGGAGAGGAAGCGAGAAAAGCGUCCGGAGUUGGGCUCAUUCUAGAAUCACCAUGACUGAGCAUCACAGACACGAUAGUCAUAAUUCUCAAUGUAUAUAGUUGUUCAGUUUUACUAAUUUAGAUUUCGGCUCAUUAAUUUAAUAAUCGCUUCACCAAUGUCGGGUUCAAUGGUAUCUAGUCAAAUAGAAGUACCACUCAUGAAUGUGAAAGAAAAGUUACAGGAUAUGGAUACCGAGUGACAUUUUCAUCAAGGCUACUUACUUCCUUAGCAAGUAAUUCUAACUCAUUAGGUUCUACAUGGAUGUUGGUGCAGCGUGGGUGCAAUCUUUGAGUUCUGCUAUUUUGAAUUAUGUUUUAGAGUCAACAUUUUACACCGAUUCCAUCAGCAAUUGUCAUGCCCUUCUUACUGGGCUGUUUAUU